Chanos chanos (milkfish) is the source of this 1146-nucleotide messenger RNA. It is a transcript of the gene mtg2, whose product is annotated as mitochondrial ribosome-associated GTPase 2. Bases 1 to 1146 code for a protein of 381 amino acids. Gene Ontology annotation, cellular component: mitochondrion. Gene Ontology annotation, molecular function: magnesium ion binding; GTPase activity; GTP binding. NCBI's taxonomy places the organism in Eukaryota, Metazoa, Chordata, Actinopteri, Gonorynchiformes, Chanidae. The transcript has 6 exons. The record is from RefSeq and is a predicted model, not a curated record.
AUGCACGCGAGACCUCUGGAAGUACAGAAUGGAGUAAAUGAGACUAGAAGAGAUUUCUCUUCGAGUUCCUCAUCCUGCGGGAAGAAUCGUGGAGUUUCAAAGAAGAAAGAAUUGUCCGAGAAGAAACUGACGCGCUACUUCAUCGAUCACCGCCGGGUGAAACUGGUGGCAGGGUCCGGGGGAAACGGAGCAUGUACGUUCCACAGUGAACCUCGGAAAGAAUGGGGCGGGCCGGAUGGCGGGAAUGGGGGUAACGGUGGCGACAUCGUAAUCAAAGUGACCAGACAGGUGAAAUCCCUUUCAUCAGUUUUGGCUGUGUACCAUGGGCAGGACGGAGAGUCAGGGGGCAGUAAAAACUGCUAUGGACGAAAUGCUAACUCAACAUACAUCUAUGUGCCUAUAGGUACCAUCGUUAAGGACCAGGGGAAGACAGUAGCGGAUUUGUCGCGUCACGGCCAGCAGUAUGUGGCAGCAUACGGAGGAGCAGGAGGGAAGGGCAACCGCUUUUUCUUAUCCAACGAGAACCGUGCACCAAUGAUGGCUACUCCUGGGGAGAAAGGCCAGGAGAGGGUUCUCCAUCUGGAACUGAGAACGAUGGCCCAUGCUGGACUGGUUGGUUUUCCAAAUGCAGGGAAGUCGUCUUUGCUUAGAGCUAUUUCCAAUGCCAAGCCGGCGGUCGCAUCUUACCCUUUCACCACUCUAAACCCACAUGUGGGAAUUGUCCAAUACAGAGACCAUGAACAAGUUGCAGUGGCAGACAUUCCUGGGUUAAUCCAUGGUGCUCAUAUGAAUCGCGGCUUGGGUAUUUCUUUCCUCCGACACAUUGAACGAUGUCGCUUCCUGCUCUUUGUUUUGGACCUAUCGUCUCCAGAGCCCUGGGCCCAGCUGGAACACCUACGCUUUGAGCUGGACCAGUACGACCCCGGUCUUUCACUGCGCCCUCGCGCAAUCGUGGCCAAUAAAAUGGACCUUCCCGAGGCUCGUGAGAACCUGCAAGCUCUGAGGAACCGGGUCACAGAGCGUAUUAUCCCUGUUUCAGCACUAACAGGUCAGAACACUGAGGAACUCAUCCUCCAUCUCAGAGAACUAUAUGAUGGCUACCUGGAAAGUGAGAGCAAAGCAGCAGAUUCACCAGUGAAGUGGUAA